This is a messenger RNA of Wickerhamiella sorbophila, 984 nucleotides long. Its product is annotated as ATP-dependent (S)-NAD(P)H-hydrate dehydratase. NCBI's taxonomy places the organism in Eukaryota, Fungi, Ascomycota, Dipodascomycetes, Dipodascales, Trichomonascaceae. The transcript has a single exon. The record is from RefSeq and is a predicted model, not a curated record. Gene Ontology annotation, biological process: metabolite repair. The coding region runs from base 1 to 984 and encodes 327 amino acids. Gene Ontology annotation, molecular function: ATP-dependent NAD(P)H-hydrate dehydratase activity.
AUGUCAAAAAACAAGUCUCAGCUCCAAUAUGUUGAUCCCAGAAAAUUAGUACCACCCUAUAAGCCUGGUAAAGGCUACAGACCAUUCCACAAGGGCGAUCACGGAAGGGUGAUGGUAGUAGGUGGAUGUCAAGAUUACAGUGGUGCUCCCGCAAUGGCUGCAUUAUCGGCUGCUCGAACGGGUGCCGAUAUGGUACAUAUUCUGUGUCCGAAGGAAGUCAGCUCUGUGAUCAAAACCUACAAUCCUAACCUGAUGGUGCAUGGUUAUCUUGAAGAGGAGGCAUCAAAACCGUUACCAAAUAAGGCCAUUGAUCUAAUUGAUCGAAUGCACGUCGUUCUGGUUGGCUGUGGGCUGGGUCGCGAACCAAAGCUACUUGAGCAAGUCAAGCAAUUGAUCAGGGAAGUUCAUAGAAAAGGCAAGCCAUUGGUGAUUGAUGCAGAUGGGCUGUUUCUGGUGUCGCAAGACCACUCUCUCAUAACCACUGGAGAUGUUACACUGACGCCCAACUACGUUGAGUUUCUACGGCUCUGUAAGUCGUUUGAUGACUUUCCCGUUGACCCGGAGCAAGACUUGCUGGGCAGCGUAAAGCAUUUGACAAAAACAACAGGCUGCAAGGUUUUACUCAAGAAUGAGAGCGAUAUUGUGAGCAGCGGCGGGUACGUUGAGCAAAUUGAUGAAAUAGGCUCCCCCAGAAGAACAAGCGGCCAAGGCGACAUUUUAGCCGGCUGUGUUGCUGCCUUCACAAGCUGGAGAGUAGCCUAUCAAAAACAUCUUUGGGAUGUAGAACCAUUGAACAAAAGUCGUGUCGAGGACUCUGACAGACGCGCCCUUGAAGAACUAGCUGCCCCUUGCGGCGCCUCUGAGGUCGUAAGGUUAGCAAGCUCUUUAGCAUUUGAUCAAAAACAUAGAUCAAUGAUGGCCAACGAUGUAUUAGAUCGUGUCGGCGACGCUUUUGAGUUAUUUUUGGAGUUACAAAGGCUAUAA